AGCAUCAAAGUUCAUCAGUCUUGAGAUCUCAGGGUCAUGGUUCCUUGUGGGGACAGUACCUUCUCUGGGAAUGUAACUUUCCCUGCCUAAGGUCUUUCUACCCUUCUCCAAGACUGGAUGUUCCCCCUUACUGCCCACUCCCUACACUCCAGGCCGGGGCUGUUCUGAGAUGAAGCUGUUGUCACGAAGUGCCAGGAAUAGGAUAGCUGUGGAACGCUGGCCUAAGCGGGAAGCACAGCCAAGAUGACCCACAACACAACCAUGCUUCAGUACCUACAGACAAGUGUCUACAUGCUUCUCCCAGCUAGAUACCCUCCAGCCCACAGCCAUGACUGAAUCUGAGGGUCUGGAUUUGGGCCUGAGUUCAUUUUGGAGAAGGGCAGGAUACUAUUUAUAGUCUGUUUUAUCUCCCAGAGGCCAGGAGUGAUGACACCAUUGCAUCUCUGCUACAGCCGGCAGGAUCCAGGGAGGGUUUGCCAUGUUCUGUACACCCCCUUGGUCUGCCACCUCCCUGGUUGGAGAGGUCUCUGCCCUUACUAGCAGCAGGUACUCCCCUUAUCCCUGCUGCAUCCCUACCUUUGGGGGUACUCUGCUCCUGGCCCUGGGGCUUCAGGAGUGACUCAGCAUGUAAUUUGGUUUUGGAUGCUGUAUGGGGACAGUUAAGAGCAGGGCCUUCUCUACAUUUGCCACCUGACUCGAAGUUGCAUGGGGCCUCCUUGCAGCAGUGCUAGGAAUAAGAGUGGAUGUCUCUAGAAGGCAUACUGGCACUUUCAAGAGAGCUCUGGGCAGAAACUAGACCAUAGGAACCACAGGGUUACAAGCAGCGGAGUCUCGGGCAACUGGGUGGCUUGAGAAGGCUUCCCGGAGGAGGUGACGUUUGUGCUGAGUGUUGGUUUGAGAAGGCUGACACGGCGCUCAAAGCGUCUCGCAGCGGAAGUUUUAGGUGCAGCAACUUACUGGGAGGAGCUUCUGCACCGCGGUGCGCGACAGCGGUGCCCCAGGACUGGGACGGCGCUGAGUGGUCCUGUGCCUGCCUCGGGUGUGCGUGUGGGGCGCGUGCGUGCAGGGGCGCUGUGUGCGCGAGUGCGCGGCACCGUGACGUGGUGGCCCGAGAGCGGCGCGCACUGAACAGAGCAGGCAGAGCGGGCCGGCCGGGGCGGAGCGGAGCCGUCCGCAGAGCAGCCCCUCCCGGCCUCGGCCGACCCCGGCCCCCGGCCCGGCUCUAUGGACAGGAGCUCUCUGCUGCAGCUUAUCCAGGAGCAGCAGCUGGAUCCUGAGAACACAGGCUUCAUUGGCGCAGACACCUUCGCUGGUCUGGUGCACAGCCAUGAGCUGCCCCUGGACCCAGCCAAGCUGGACAUGCUGGUGGCCCUGGCCCAGAGCAACGAUCGGGGCCAGAUCUGCUACCAGGAGCUGGUGGACCUGAUCAGCAGCAAGCGCUCCAGUAGCUUCAAGAGGGCCAUCGCUAAUGGACAGCGGGCGCUGCCCCGAGACGGGCUGCUGGACGAGCCAGGGCUGGGUGUCUACAAGCGGUUUGUGCGCUAUGUGGCCUAUGAGAUCCUGCCCUGUGAGGUGGACCGCCGCUGGUACUUCUACAGGCACCGCAGCUGCCCGCCCCCCGUGUUCAUGGCCUCAGUCACUCUUGCCCAGAUUGUUGUGUUCCUGUGUUAUGGGGCCCGCCUCAACAAGUGGGUGCUGCAAACCUACCACCCUGAAUACAUGAAGAGCCCCCUUGUGUACCACCCUGGGCACCGUGCCCGUGCGUGGCGCUUCCUCACUUACAUGUUCAUGCACGUUGGGCUGGAACAGCUGGGGUUCAAUGCUCUCCUGCAGCUGAUGAUCGGGGUGCCCCUGGAGAUGGUGCAUGGCCUACUCCGCAUCAGCCUGCUCUACCUGGCAGGCGUGCUGGCAGGCUCCCUGACUGUCUCCAUCACCGACAUGCGUGCCCCUGUAGUGGGGGGCUCUGGCGGGGUCUAUGCCCUGUGCUCAGCACAUUUGGCCAACGUUGUCAUGAACUGGGCUGGGAUGAGGUGUCCCUACAAGCUGCUGAGGAUGGUGUUGGCCCUGGUGUGCAUGAGCUCCGAGGUGGGCCGGGCUGUGUGGCUGCGCUUCUCCCCGCCACUGCCUGCCUCAGGCCCACAGCCCAGCUUCAUGGCGCACCUGGCAGGUGCAGUGGUGGGGGUGAGCAUGGGCCUCACCAUCCUGCGCAGCUACGAGGAGCGCCUGCAGGACCAGUGUGGCUGGUGGGUGGUGCUGCUUGCCUAUGGCACCUUCUUGCUCUUCGCUAUCUUCUGGAACGUCUUCGCCUAUGACCUGCUGGGUGCCCACAUCCCCCCACCACCCUGACCUGCUGCUCCCCAGGGCCAGAGGGGCAUGUGGUGUCCAGCCACCAGGCAGGUCUGCACACCUGCCCCCCCCCGUGAGUGGACAUCUCAGGGCUGCUUCUCCUCACAGGUGCAGGUGGGCCCUGUAGUCCACCAGCUGAGGCUGAGUCUCACUUCAGCCCUGGCCGCCCCUCCCAGGCCUGGGGGGGGGAGGUCCCCAAGGGUGGUCCCAAAGGAGACCCAAUCCCAUCCAUUCCACCCCAGGACUUGCAGUCUGAGCCUUUUUGAAUGAAUAAAUAUUUUACACUCCA
Molecule: messenger RNA, 2635 nt
Organism: Heterocephalus glaber (naked mole-rat)
Lineage: Eukaryota; Metazoa; Chordata; Mammalia; Rodentia; Bathyergidae
Gene: Rhbdl1
Product: rhomboid like 1
Cellular component (GO): membrane
Molecular function (GO): serine-type endopeptidase activity
Source: RefSeq, a predicted model, not a curated record